Messenger RNA from Leishmania major strain Friedlin, 1668 nucleotides. RefSeq names its product putative phosphoinositide-specific phospholipase C. Lineage: Eukaryota; Euglenozoa; Kinetoplastea; Trypanosomatida; Trypanosomatidae. Gene Ontology annotation, biological process: phosphatidylinositol-mediated signaling; lipid metabolic process. The record is from RefSeq and is a predicted model, not a curated record. Gene Ontology annotation, molecular function: phosphatidylinositol-4,5-bisphosphate phospholipase C activity.
AUGCUGCACUGCAGCAGGGAAGAGGUGGGCGAACUUCUAAUCGAUUCUUGCAAACGCAGCGUGGGCACAAGCGUCGAGCUCGACACGCUCCUGUCGAACAAAAACACAUCAAAGGUGGCGCCAGAUGCUACGGCUGCCACGAUCAUGCAGGUGAGGAUGAUGUACGGCAAGGACGAUAGCGGCGAUUUGAGCUACGCCGAGAUGACGCGUCUGGUCGAGGGGCUCAGCUCUUCGAAGGACUUGACAGAACGAAUCUUGAAGCCCUUCGAGGACGACAAUCGCCACACCAUCGCCUUUUCCGAGUUUGCGAAGGUGUACUCGAACGCCGUGAGUUUCAAGGAGCUCGGCUACGUCUUCCAGGAUUUGGCAGGUGGUCAGCAGACCAUCUCUCGAGACACCUUCGCCAGCUUUGUCUGCGACAUCCAAGAUGAGGACUGGGAUGCCGAGACUCUCAACGAGAAGCUCGCUCUUAUGGGCUGCGUCGGCAUCGACGGCAUCACCGAGAACAACUUCGUCGGGUACAUUAUGAGUCCCUACUUCGACUUCGCGAUGGAGAAGAAGCUGACGGGCGUCUACCAGGACAUGGACCAGAUCAUGUGCUGCUACUUCAUCAGCUCCUCACACAACACGUACCUCACCGGGGACCAGCUCACGAGCAAAUCCUCCGCCCAGAUGUACAAAAAAGGUGCUUCUCGACGGGUGCCGGUGCGCGAAGCUAUUUGCCGGAACGGCCCUCACGGCGAGCCGAUUGUGUGCCACGGCUACACCCGCACUUCCUGUAUAGCCUUCGAAGAGUGCGUUAAGAUGAUUCGUCAGUACGCCUUCACCGCUUCCGCAUACCUCGUGAUACUCUCGCUGGGGGUUCACACUUCGGUGGAGCAGCAGGAUAAGAUGGCGGAGAUUCUAGAAGAAGGGCUGGGCUCGCUGCUCUUCUGGCCUCCGUGGGGCUCCAACGAGAAGCCCACCAUGGCCUUUUCGCCCAACAACUUGAAGAACAAAAUCCUCGUGAAAGCCAAGCGCGGCGACUUCCCAGCCCGCGAGCCUCGCGUCGACAAAGACGACGAUGCAACCGAGACGGACUCGAUGGCCAGCACAAACAACGCCGACUACCUGAAAAUGAAGGAGGCUCGCAGGAAGGCCGGGAAGGACGAGGUCCGGGUGUCAGCGAAGCUGUCUGCCAUCGUCUCCAUCGAGUCCAGCAAGUACCAGGGCGUCAAGGACUUAUCAUACCUGAAGGACAAGCAGCCGCACCACUGCUCUUCGUACUCAGAGAGGAAGGGGAAGGCCAUCGUCCGCGAGGCCCACAACGCGCUGGUGUGCAUCAACGACACGUGCCUUAGCCGCGUCUUCCCUGCUGGCUCGCGCAUCGACAGCAGCAACUACAGGCCGCUGCUUUACUGGGUGUCUGGAUGCCAGAUGGUGGCCAUCAAUUGGCAGUCCAGCGAUACCUUCGGCUGGCGCCUCAACGGCUGCAUUUUCCUCGACAGCGGCUGCUGCGGGUACCUCCUGAAGCCAGACUAUCUGCGGCCCGUGACCUGCCCCGAUGUGGCUGUCCCGGAGUACUUGCGGUCGCUGACAGUGGAAGUGAUUUGGGGCUUCGCGCUGCCGAGCGCGAAGCAAGCCAGAGGUUGCCGACCCGUUUGUGACAGUUUUCCUCGAGGGCCCUGA